This is a messenger RNA of Solanum stenotomum, 420 nucleotides long. RefSeq lists its product as uncharacterized. The record is from RefSeq and is a predicted model, not a curated record. Bases 1 to 420 code for a protein of 139 amino acids. The transcript is spliced from 2 exons. Lineage: Eukaryota; Viridiplantae; Streptophyta; Magnoliopsida; Solanales; Solanaceae.
AUGCCAUUGACAAAAUUCUUGCAGACCAACAACAUCCUUAUUUUUGAAAAUCCAAGAGAAAUUGUUAUUCCUCCAAGUAAUGAUAUCGAGAUAUUCAUUGCACCCUUACUGGAUGUUGAAUCGAUCAUUAGAAAGUUAAUGAUCAACAAUCCCAAGAUCAUGUCCAUUCUUCCAUGUACAAAUAGCAAAGCACUCCAGGUAUUGUCUGCACUAAAAAGGUGUACACAAAAGCAAAAAUGUGGUAAAGAAUGUCCAUUCAAUACCGAGUUAUUCCACAAUCAUCAUAAAUUAAAAGAAGUCAGCAGUUGUACUGGGGCAGUUGAGGAGGGAACGGCCUUCAUUUGGUAUUCCUGGUUGAAAUCCACCUCUCUAAUUGACCAAGCGACUAAUCUCAUGUUAACAUGGGAAUUCAGAAUAUAG